UUCGUGUUAAAAAUAGAAUGUCGGAUGCUAAAAAUUUCAAAGAUGUUGGUCUAACUAAUGAAAAUACUCAAAACAUUAAUUCUAGUACUGCAAGUAGUGACUUUGAUCGACUUGAAGACUGUAAUGAAGCAGAAUUUCGUGGCGCAACUUUAUCGUUGUCUCAGGAGACUUCACCCCCAGAAUCUAUUACGGCUAAUGAUGAUCCCAACGGGAACGUCAAUGGUGGUGGCUCUGCAGCUGAUGGGAACCAGCGUUCUGCAUCAUUAAGAACAUUACCUACUAGUAAUGUGCAAGACUUUUUUGCUGUACGAGAAGGAGCUCUUCAGAAAGCUGCUGAACAAUGCAGACCUGUACUUUUGGAACAGCUUGAUGGUGAUCUUCGAGGCAUUUGGUUACUGACAGAAAUUGAUCAUUGGGAUACUGAAAAAGAACGAUUGCUCUUUUUGACUGAGAAGAGUUUGAUAUCAUUAAAGUAUGACUUCAUAACUUUGAAGUUAUUGGAAUACAAGCGCCAUAAUCUGACACAGUUUAAGCGCAUUACAAUUGGUGAACUGAAGUAUCCUGAAACUUCUCUUAUGCCGAAGAUAAAUGGAGCCAUGGAUUUUUUUAAACAAAGAGUUAUCCCCAAAAUAAGACAAGGCCGAAAUUUUCGACAGAACCUAAAUUCUAAUGACAUGAAGCUAACAGUUGUAGCAAAUAAGCCUAGGUUAGCAGCAUCUAGAAAUCAGCUAGGUGUACAGUGUUUUUGGGGUGAAAAUGAUCAGCUUCCCAUAUUGAAGAGGUGGAAUCCAUGGAGCAGAGAUAUACCAUGGGUAACAUAUACAUCUCAUCCUCUUUUUAAAAUGGAUACAACAGAAAAGACAAAUUACAACAUCGAAGAUUUUGCUAAGAAAUUGACAAACACAAUUGCUGCAAGAAGUACACAAAGUACCCCAACUGCUUCUCCGACUGAGAAGACUAGCCAGAUUUUAUACCAGCCAAUAAUAAUUGAAUCUUAUGCUGGGCUUGCUGCAGCAUUACACAAUGCUAAUGAGUUGGGCUUUUUCAAAUCACGUGGUAAAGUUAGUUUUUAAAUGUACAUAUAUGAGCUUAAUCAGAGGUAACUCUUCCAUGUUUUCUAGAAAACACAAGAGGAAAAAAAAAAAACUUUUUUUUUAUAAGCAUAAUAUUGUAAGGAAUUCCAACCUCUAAAUGAAAAAGGAACUCAAGAAAUUUGCGCAGAAAAACUCUCCUGUGAGAAGCGAGCAUAAAAAUAUUUUUGCAGGCAAAACUUACCGUUUAUGUAAUAAUUAGAGUUGAUUACAGACAAUUCUAUUAUUUUUCAAAAAUAAAAUAAAAAUAACUAAGGAUUUUUUUCCUCAUUUUAGCAUAAGAAAAAAAAUAUUUUGCGCUAAAACGAUUAAUGUAUAGAGUGUUUCUUUAUCAAACAACUAAAUUUUACUGGAAGAAAAGAUAUUUUCAAGAUAAUUUUUUAAUUGACGAAUUAAGUGUUAGGAACUAAUGGACUGUUGUGACCGAAAAUUACAUUUAAAAUUUGAAUACCCCUUUUGAAUGAAAUUUCUAUGGGUAAAAUGAAUUGCAGCAUAUAGAAAUAUAUGAAAAAGGAAAUUAAAUGCUGAACCUAAUGUAAAACUGAAACUGUCAGACAUGACAUUUGAGCCAAAAUUUGAAACUCUUUGUUUCACAGCCCCCCCCCCCCCAUUAAGGAUCCUUUCUAAGUGUGCUGAAACUCAAAGAAUUAUCACUGGGUUUGUCUAGUUGAGUUGGUUUUCUACUAAUUUUUUCGCUGUCAUUUUAAGUUUGUAGCAAUGUUCGUACUUCUAUAUUUUGCAAUUAUUAUUUUUAUUUC
Uloborus diversus is the source of this 1849-nucleotide messenger RNA. Its product is annotated as tumor protein p63-regulated gene 1-like protein. The coding region runs from base 18 to 1073 and encodes 351 amino acids. NCBI's taxonomy places the organism in Eukaryota, Metazoa, Arthropoda, Arachnida, Araneae, Uloboridae. The record is from RefSeq and is a predicted model, not a curated record. The transcript is spliced from 6 exons. Gene Ontology annotation, cellular component: cytoplasm.